Messenger RNA from Lentinula edodes (shiitake mushroom), 501 nucleotides. RefSeq lists its product as uncharacterized. The record is from RefSeq and is a predicted model, not a curated record. The transcript has 3 exons. NCBI's taxonomy places the organism in Eukaryota, Fungi, Basidiomycota, Agaricomycetes, Agaricales, Omphalotaceae. Bases 1 to 501 code for a protein of 166 amino acids.
AUGGAUAUUGACACCAAUGUACCUAGUAAGGAAACCGAGAACAGGACCUUGAAGCCAUUUGAACAGCCACGAAUCGAUAGCUCACAGAUGCUCCGCCAGAAACGCUCACCAGAGUUUGCCUCGCUGUAUAAUCAGUUUGCAGUGCUAUAUGAACGAUAUCAGUUAUGGGAGCGUGAAUUUGGAGGAGUACGCUUCUGGGAUACCCUCCCCUCAGAUGAUUUUAUGGAACUGAGACGGUACAGAUCACAUGUAGACGCUGGUGAAAAGUUGGCUUCUGAGAUUAGUCACUUGCUUCUUCGACAGCUGCCAGAGAAACAAGUAGACUUCAAACUUAUGUACUUUGAAGCUUGUAUAAUGCAGAAGCAGAUAGGGAAAGAUUAUUUUAUUGAAAUACCUACUUUCACAAUCUCAUUGGGUUUGAGCGUCAAGUGCACCUACUUUAGCGCUGAAAGGUCGCCAACAGUCGCCAACAGUCGCCAAAAUCCUGACCCAGUUUUCUGA